AAGUCCAAGUCGGGACCGGGAGUGCCGGGACCAGGGACGGCAGGAACUUCGUUUUGGCGUUCUGGCGUUCUCACCUGGCAUCACUGUCGCCAAGCAGUCGUGACGCGUAAAGAUGCCGGAAAACACUCUGCGGAUGGACGAUCGUCGUCGCGUGUGAUCGUGCGAACGUGUAAACCCGCGAGUGCGAGUGCGAGUGCCCAAGGAUUGUUGGAGCCACUUGGAAAGUUUAAUUGGUGAAUCGAAAAAUUUCACCUGUUGACAUAAAAUGAAGACAUCACUUGCCAUUCCCGUCGAGAAAAAUCUCCCGAGAUGUCGCGCAGACGUCGAACGCGUCGACUUCGGCAUCCGGUAUCCUUGAAGAGAAGAUGCACUUUGCCAAGAUGCACGGGUGAUACAGGACAGGCUCCGAUAAAAUGUUGAUCAAGGAGUAUCGCAUACCGCUACCUCUUACGGUAGAGGAAUAUCGAAUCGCUCAGCUGUACAUGAUAGCGAAAAAAUCGCGGGAGGAGAGCAAAGGUGCUGGCAGUGGAGUGGAGAUAAUCGAGAACGUGCCGUAUAGCAAUGGUCCAGGCGGUGACGGCCAAUACACGCACAAGAUCUAUCACGUGGGUAGUCAUCUGCCGGGCUGGUUCAAGAGCCUGCUACCCAAAUCGGCGCUCAUCGCCAAGGAAGAAGCAUGGAACGCCUAUCCAUAUACCAAGACUCGUUACACGUGUCCGUUCGUGGAGAAGUUCUCCGUCGAGAUAGAGACCUAUUACUUCCCCGACAAUGGUCAUCAGGAAAAUGUUUUCAAUCUUAGCGGCAGUGAUUACAGGAACAGAAUCGUAGAUGUGAUCGACAUCGUCAAGGAUCAGCCUUACGGGGCCGAUUAUGUGAAGGAAGAGGAUCCUAAAUUGUAUGUGUCAGAAAAGACAGGAAGAGGCCCCCUGGAGGACACAUGGCUGGAGGAUUAUUGGGCCGAUGUGGAAGGAAAGCAACAGCCAACGCCAUCGGGCAAGUCACUAAUGUGCGCGUACAAGCUAUGCCGAGUAGAGUUCCGUUAUUGGGGCAUGCAAACGAAAUUAGAAAAGUUCAUACACGACGUAGCUCUGCGGAAGACGAUGGUGCGGGCGCACAGACAGGCCUGGGCCUGGCAGGACGAGUGGAACGGUUUGACGAUGGAGGAUAUCAGGGAAAUCGAACGGCAGACGCAACUGGCGUUGCAGCGCAAGAUGGGGCUCGGCGAAUCCACGGAUGAUGAACUCGAGGAGAACGAGAAUCGGGAAACGAGGACGACGGCAAUGGCGACAACGACUAUGACGACGACGCCGACGACACCGGCGACUCCGAUGACGGUAAACGCCUCGAUGACGUCGCCGGAUUCAGAUGUCGCUAAGACAUUGGCGGCCACUUUGGGCAGUAUUGAAAAGGAAGAGGCGCAAAGUCCGUUGUCCAUCAGGAAACCAUCUGACAUUCCAAUCAUUAACACGGCAGCCAGUUCUGAAAACGAAAUCAGUCCCGAAGACUCGCCGUCGCCGGUCGAUCUCAACGAAAUCAAAACCACGACCAGCGAUGCGAAAAAGGAAUGGAGAAAGAACAACGUGCACUCGCCUAACUCCAACAAGAACUUUGACAUUCAGAUCGCGAACUGGAGAAUGGAAAGCAUCGUCAGGGAAUCCGAAUCUGGUAGCGACGACGAGUUCUUCGACUGUCAAGCUGGGUUCAUUAUACCUGUUAUACGCAAAGAGGACUUUGAAGAUAGCUCUUCAUUAGCUAAAUGGAGUUCUUUGGAUCUUCUAGCAGAAGGGGAGGACACAACUGUACGGACACCACCUACUGCAAGCGAGCAAGAAGACACAAUAUUUUCACCUUCAUAUCUGCAGCGCGUCGCCAGCGAGAGAAAUAGUAAGAGAUUGCAGAUUCGCACGUCGGCCAGUAUUGACGUGUCAUGUCCAACAUCUCCUCAGCAUUCUCCUACGCAUCAACCGUGCAAAAUUACCGUUCUAAUCAUUGUAGUGCAUGGUGGCAGUGUUUUAGACGCGAAUGCCGAUCUAACCGCGAAAAAGUCAGACAUAACAACAUUUCGUGGAGCUUUCGAAUCCGUGAUGAGGCAGCAUUAUCCUAGCAUGGUCGGACAUGUAUCCAUUAAAUUUGUCGCUUGCCCUUCCAUUUGUACCGAAGGUCUUGGAAUUUUAUCAAGUCUGAGUCCGUACAGCUUCGACGUGUCGCCUUCGUGCAUGGAUGCGCCGCAAGUUACACACGAUACCAUCCCGAUCGGCGCGAUUCCUUUGCUGGCGAGCUCGAGUUCCGACUAUCAGGACGCGGUGUCGCGCAUUGUGAUGGCUGCCAAUCAGGUAUAUCACGAUUUCAUCAAGAGCGAGGAGGGUAGAGGCUUCUCCGGGCAGAUCUGCUUCGUGGGUGAUUCGGUAGGCUCUAUUUUGACCUACGACGCUCUGACCAGAGCGACGCAGCACUCGAGGCACAGUAGUGAGAACAGCAUCCUGGAGAGUGGUAGCGGCCAGCAGAGUAAUGAUAAUGGCGGUAAUGUCGAAGAUGCCAAGCAUCUAUCCGCGCCAUCCCCUAGAAGAAGGUCUUCCGGUACGAGCGACAACCCUCACCAUAACAAAUUGGACUUCGAAAUAGGUGACUUCUUUACGUUUGGCAGUCCGCUCGCGCUAGUUCUCGCCUACAGGAAGACCGCGUCCGCUGAAAGGAACAGCUUCAUACCCAGGCCGUUGGUUAAUCAGGUGUACAAUCUGUUUCAUCCCACGGAUCCCGUGGCCGCGAGAUUGGAACCUUUAAUUUCGGCAAGAUUUUCGCUGAUCCCGCCAGUCAAUAUCGCUCGAUAUCAAAAAUAUCCGCUUGGCAACGGUCAGCCUUAUCACUUGCUGGAGACUAUCCAGACAAAUCCGCAGCUGUUUGCUGACGGCCUCAACAUUCCUAAUAUUCAAAUGCAUUUAAGAAGACUAUCCGAUAUAUCGCUUCAAAGUACAAUGUCAGGCAUUAUCGAUAAUGUUCCUUUACAAGCGGUGUCUGCUUUGACACAAAAAUGGUGGGGGACAAAGAGACUAGAUUACGCGCUCUAUUGUCCAGAGGGUCUUGCUAAUUUUCCUACAAAUGCCUUGCCGCAUCUCUUCCACGCCAGUUAUUGGGAAUCUUCGGAUGUAAUCGCGUUUAUUCUGAGGCAAUUGGGCAGAUUCGAUUUGUCACUGCUCGGUAACGAGGAAAAGGAUCUCACUAACUUCCGUCCAGGUCAACCCAGAGAGAAAUGGAAUAAAAAGCGUACCUCUGUUAAACUAAAGAAUGUUGCUGCCAAUCACAGAGCGAAUGAUGUCAUUGUAAGAGAAGGUGCACCACAAAUAUUAGUCGCUAGGUUUAUGUACAGUCCUAUUGAUAUGAUAACUUUAACAGGUGAAAAAGUGGAUAUUCACAUUAUGAAAGACCCACCGGCAGGUGAGUGGGCAUAUCUUUCCACCGAGAUAACUGACAAAAAUGGUAGGAUAAUUUAUAAAAUACCAGAGGACAAAAUGCUAGGCUAUGGACUCUAUCCAGUGAAGAUGGUUGUAAGGGGAGAUCACACAUCUGUAGAUUUUUUCCUUGCUGUAAUACCGCCGAAAACCGAAUGCGUAGUUUUCAGCAUAGACGGCUCUUUCGCCGCCAGCAGAUCGGUGAGCGGCAAAGAUCCGAAAGUCUGGGCCGGUGCCGUCGAUGUUGUAAGACAUUGGCAGGAACUAGGUUACCUUAUCAUUUACAUUACUGCGAGACCUGACAUGCAACAACAGACGGUGGUUUCUUGGCUAUCGCAGCAUAAUUUUCCUCACGGUCUCGUCUCGUUCGCCGACGGCCUGUCCAGAGAUCCGCUCGCCCACAAAGCCGCCUACUUGAAUAAGCUUGUAAAGGAGCACGGAAUGAUAAUUCAUCAGGCGUACGGCAGCGAGAAGGAUAUUAGCGUGUAUACGGCGAUAAACCUCAAACCGAGCCAGAUCUUCGUCAUCGGUAAAGCAUCCAAAAAACAUCAGGCCCUGGCGACAAUAUUGUACGAUGGUUAUGCCGCCCAUCUGAGCAUGCUGCAAGCGCAUGGGGGUUCACGUCCCGCUCAGGGCAACGCGCGUAUGGUGAUCCCUAGGGGUCAGUUCGGCUUGCCGGGACAAAAUACUUCCUUACGUCGACGGAGCUCUUUUAGGACAGCGAAGCGUGCGAUCUCACAGCCACCCUUGGGCAAAGCGCCCUUCCCGUUGGAACGAUCCACGAGCGUGGGUCCAGGAUCGAGCAGCAUUCACCGAUCGGCGGCGACUGAGAAGCUCUGACGAUUCGCGCGCUGCCGCUCGUUCUUCGAGUCCCGGCGGUAAUUCCCCGCGAAAGGGAAGGACACGAUUCUCGGUUCUGUAUCCUCCUUUAUUCCAUUCCUUUCUUCUCUCUUUCUUUCCAUUUCGUCCGGAUCCUUACUAUAAUAAUCUUAUUAUAGAUUUUUAUAUCCUCGCGUUGAUCCCGUCAAGAUUGUGAUCUUCACAAUCUUACACACAGAUUCUUUUUUAGUCUUCUCUGUUCUUUAUAGAUCUUUGAUGAGGCGUUACCGUCCUAUUUUUCGUGAUAUCUUUCUCAUAUCGUAAUCCUUGGUCUUUGAGAGUUUCAUAAAUAUAUGUAUAUAUAUUCUAUAUAUCACGAUAAGAAAAAAAAUAUUCUGUUUUUAUAUAUUAUAAACUUUUAUUCUUCUUGAUCUUAAACAUCUUUAGUUUAAUGCGAGUGCUAGCUCUUAACGUUUUUUGGUAUUUCAUCCAUUAUUUUUAGAGACCUUCAAAAAUUAGAUGUGGAAAAUUUCUCAAUUCGAUUUUGCAAAAAUCUCUUUGUUAUAAUAGAGUCCAUAAAUCCUGUAAUUAGAUUGUCUAGAUUUUUAAUUACGAGUUAAUUCUUGUAUAGCUCCUAUCGUAUGACUUUUAUUAUACGGGACUAGCAAAACUCUCGUAUUAUUCCAAUAAAUA
Messenger RNA from Cataglyphis hispanica, 4958 nucleotides. RefSeq names its product protein retinal degeneration B (gene rdgB). The coding region runs from base 414 to 4286 and encodes 1290 amino acids. Gene Ontology annotation, cellular component: cytoplasm. The record is from RefSeq and is a predicted model, not a curated record. The transcript is spliced from 21 exons. Gene Ontology annotation, molecular function: phosphatidylcholine binding; phosphatidylinositol binding; phosphatidylinositol transfer activity. NCBI's taxonomy places the organism in Eukaryota, Metazoa, Arthropoda, Insecta, Hymenoptera, Formicidae. Gene Ontology annotation, biological process: phospholipid transport.